AUGGACAAGAAAAUGUACGUGGAGGCAAAGAUCAAGGCUCCUGGGGCCCAGCCAAGUCCUGGCAUGAGCGCCACCAGCAAGAGGCCUGGUGCUGAGCCCACCAUAUCAGGAGUCAACCAGGUUGCAUUCCCAGAUGCUGCAGGGAUGGACGGUGGGAAGCAGCCCUUUUCAGCCUCAGGAGGGCCAGAAAAGGGACCGAGACACAGGGAAUCCUCAGAGGAGGGUUCUCUGGAGCUCAGGACCCGGGAGCAGACGUAUCCGGCAGGACCAAGGAAGAAGCAGUCAACUCCGGCCCCCCAGGAAGGGCCCAAGGAGCUGCAAGCAAGCCGGGGUCAAGCCAAGCCAGGAAGUGAUCUGGGGGUGCUGCCUUCCAGGGUCCCUGCAGCACAGGAAGGGAAGGAGACCGAGGACCAGCGGGGGAGACAGCAGAACCCAGGGACGGUGAAGGGUCAGGCCCUCCAGAGCCACCAGGGUCAGGAGUGUCAGCCCAUCCCAGGUCACCAGGCAGCUCAUGUGGCAGACAUAUUGCAGCCAGUGGACACUUCUUGCACCUUGGACAGCUGUGGGCAGCCACGGGGAGACAAGCUCCCCAAGGAGUUGGACACCCCCCACAUCAGGCCACAGGAGGACAUUUCCCAGGAGGCAGUGCCCCUGAUACCCUUGGCAACUCCAGAGGAAAAGACGGCCAACUCCUUCCCACCAUCCACGCCAGGACCUGACCCACCCAAAGGAAGGGUCAAGGCUAUGGAGACCCAACCAGCACCAGGGCCUGUUCCUGCACUGGAGGUGAGGGGCACUGGAGAGAGGAGGGAUCUGGACCCUGUGCAGAAGCAGCCUCGGGAGCCCACGGUGGCUGUGGGGGCCCAGAACCUUGGGAGCUUUCGGCAGGGCUUCAUGAAGUGCUUGCUGGAGGUGGAGGAGGAGGAGGUCACACAUCGGAGGGCUGCCAAGGCCCGGGCCCUGCCAAACCGGAAGUCCCCCAGGACCCUGACCCCCGUGCCCUCCUCAGCCCCAAGCCUGCCUCUGACCCUGCCUCAGACCCCUGCCUCGGCCCCUGCGAUGGCCCCAUCCUGGGCCCGGUCACCAGCCCCCGGGCCAGUCCCUGUCCCUGCCCCUGUGGGAUCCCCGGUCCCGGCCUCAGGGCUCGUCACAGCCCUGCCGGCCCCCACCCUGGACGUGGGCUGGAGAAGGGCAGAACUCUUGCACCCGAGUGGAGAGAGGAGCCUGAGCAGCACCAAGACACGGCAGGAGCUGGAGGAGCGCGGCCUCCUCAAGCUGUACCAGAGCUGGGAUGAAAGGUUCGAGGAGCAUCUCACCCUGAGGCAAGAGGAAGCCUUCCGCAGUUACUUUGAGAUCUUCAAUGGCCAUGGCGAGGUGAACGCACAGAGCCUCGGCAACAUCCUGCUGCUUGUGGGCAUCUCCCUCACGCCGGCUCAGGUACAGGAGGCCCUGAGGAGCGCCGACAUCGAUGGAGAUGGUCAUGUAGGCUUCAAGGACUUCUUGGCUGUGAUGACAGACACCAGGCGCUUCUUCUGCUCUGUGGAGCAGAAUGCCCUGACGGACAUGGCUCCCCCAAACCCCCACACUCUGCUCUUUGAGAUCCUGUCCCUGCUGGUGGAGAUGCUGGCCUUACCGGAGGCGGCCUUAGAAGAGAUCACCAACUAUUACCAGAAGAAGCUGAAGGAGGGCACCUGUAAGGCCCGAGAGAUGGAGACAGCCAUAGGCCGGCUGCGGUCCCGGAAGAAGCUUCCCUACAAUCCCCAGCAGGCAGACUUGGAAGUCCCAGAACGAAGGGUUCUCAGGAUCCUGAGCCGGCUGAAGCAGCAGAACUAUGCUGCCAACCUGCAGAGCCCCUACGCGCAGGUGCCCUGCAUCCCGCUCUGUCCGCGGCUGGACAAGAUGGUCCGUCGGAAGCAGGGCAGCCACUACGUGCUGGACCCGUGCACUCCUGCCAGCCUGGGCCCUGACAUCCGGAGCCUCCUCUUCCAGUCAGGAUCCCAAGGAAGCAGGUGGGUACCCCAAAAGCAAGAGCUCCAGUCCAGGCCCAUCCACCGCCUUUUUUUUUUUUUUAAUGGGGCCCUGGCCUAA
Molecule: messenger RNA, 2088 nt
Organism: Neogale vison (American mink)
Lineage: Eukaryota; Metazoa; Chordata; Mammalia; Carnivora; Mustelidae
Gene: SPATA21
Product: spermatogenesis associated 21
Molecular function (GO): calcium ion binding
Source: RefSeq, a predicted model, not a curated record